AUGCUGCGGGCACCGGGAGGGACCGAGGUGCAGAGCGAGAUCGAGCGCAUCUUCGAGCUGGCCAAGUCCCUGCAGCUGGUGGUGCUGGACGCCGACACCAUCAACCACCCGGCCCAGCUGGCCAAGACCUCGCUGGCGCCCAUCAUCGUCUACGUCAAGGUGUCCUCGCCCAGGGUCCUGCAGCGGCUCAUCAAGUCCCGUGGCAAGUCCCAGGUGAAGCACCUCAACGUGCAGAUGAUGGCGGCCGACAAGCUGGUGCAGUGUCCCCCGGAGCUCUUCGACGUGAUCCUGGAUGAGAACCAGCUGGAGGAUGCCUGCGAGCACCUGGCCGAGUACCUGGAGGUGUACUGGCGCGCCACGCACCACCCGCCGCACGCCCCCCAUGCCGUGCCCUCGCCCACCGGCCUCCCGGGCCUGCAGAGCCAGCAGCUGCUGGGGGAGCGGGGGGAGCACUCACCGCUGGAGCACGACAGCCUGAUGCCGUCGGACGAGGCGGGGGAGACCUCGCCCCAGCCCUGGGGGGCCGCGUCCCAGCGCAGCUCCCGGCACCUGGAGGAGGAGGAGUACGUGGACCCC
Aptenodytes forsteri (emperor penguin) is the source of this 576-nucleotide messenger RNA. It is a transcript of the gene CACNB3, whose product is annotated as calcium voltage-gated channel auxiliary subunit beta 3. The record is from RefSeq and is a predicted model, not a curated record. NCBI's taxonomy places the organism in Eukaryota, Metazoa, Chordata, Aves, Sphenisciformes, Spheniscidae. Gene Ontology annotation, cellular component: voltage-gated calcium channel complex. The transcript is spliced from 5 exons. Gene Ontology annotation, biological process: chemical synaptic transmission; neuromuscular junction development; regulation of voltage-gated calcium channel activity. Gene Ontology annotation, molecular function: high voltage-gated calcium channel activity. The annotation marks the transcript as partial.